Molecule: messenger RNA, 2028 nt
Organism: Neltuma alba
Lineage: Eukaryota; Viridiplantae; Streptophyta; Magnoliopsida; Fabales; Fabaceae
Product: receptor-like protein EIX1
Exons: 2
Coding region: 1-2028 (675 amino acids)
Molecular function (GO): protein binding
Source: RefSeq, a predicted model, not a curated record
AUGGCUAUGUCAAACAGGUUGAUGCGUUGCAAUGAAAAUGACAAAAGGCUACUUUUAAUCUUCAAACAAGGAGUGGUUGAUCCAGACAACAAACUCUCUUCUUGGACAGUUGAAGAAGAUUGCUGUUUAUGGGAGGGAGUUCACUGCGACAACAUCACCGGAAGAGUCACAGAGCUUUCUCUUUCCACCACUUACACAUUAGGAGGUGACAUUAAUCUGUGUGUGCUUCAACUUGAAUUUCUCAACAGCUUGGACUUGAGCAAAAAUGACUUCAAAACUGUGAGUAUGCCACCAUGCCAAAUCUCCAAAUCUCUCUUUGAUGCUCACAAAUUUCACAACCAAUCACUCGCUGCUCUUUCCAAUCACUCAGCAAGUUUCUCUGUUGCUCUUCGUUAUCUUGACAUUUCAGAUAAUGAUGACUUAUUCAUAAAUGACCUUCAUUGGCUUUCUCAACUUUCUUCCAUAAAAUAUCUUGACCUAAGUUAUGUUGAUAUAGGAAAUGAUACCAAAUGGCUCCAGCAUAUAGCCAUGCUUCCUUCACUCUCUGAGUUAAACUUGAUGUCUUGUGGACUCACAAAUUUUCCGUCUGGUGAUUAUGUCAAUUUUACGUCACUUACAGUUCUUGUUCUUUCUUUUAAUCAUAUGGUGAAGUUACCUGAUUCAUUGUUUAAUAUCACCCAUCACAUCUACCAUCUUGACCUUAGGGGUUGCAAUUUCCAUGGCCAAUUACCAAAGUCCUUGUUCAAUCUUCAGAACCUCAAGCUUUUAGAUUUUAGUUCUAAUAAUCUUGAAGGAUCAAUUCCAUAUUGGUUUGGCCAAUAUGAACAGUUGCAAUGGUUGGGUAUCAGUCAGAAUUUGUUCCAUGGCGUAAUUCCAUCAUCUCUUGGAAAUAUUUCUUCCUUGUCCAUGUUAGACUUGUCCCACAAUCAAUUGAAUGGCGAUCUUUCUGAAAAGAACUUGGCCAAUCUUUCAAGUUUAACAUAUUUGGACUUAAGUUCAACAAGUUUCAAACUUCACUUUGAUCCUAAAUGGGUCCCACCAUUUCAACUUGAGACAUUGCAGGUGAGUAACACAAGCAUAGGUCCUAAUAUUCCACCAUGGCUAUAUACACAGCAGUCUUUACGUUGUUUGGAUAUUUCCGCAUCAGGAAUUUCAAACAUUGAUGCAGAUGUGUUUUGGAGCUUUAUAUCAAGAAUUGAUAGUGUUGAUAUUUCAAAAAACUUGAUUGGUGGUCAUAACAUAUCCAAGAUCAUACUAUCAGCAAAUAUCUCCCACUUUGGUGCAUCUUACAACUCUUUGUCAGGAUCUAUUUUCUCAUUAUUGUGCCAUCAAGAGAGUGAAAACUUGGAGGUGUUGGAUUUAUCAUAUAAUAAUUUGAGUGGAACACUUCCUGAUUGCUGGGGCAAUUGGAAAAAAUUAAGAUACCUUAGUUUGGGGAGUAACAAGCUAACAGGCAUUGUUGAUCUUUCUGCUAAUAGCUUGUCUGGAGAAAUUCCUGAAGAACUGGUUAGUAUGAGUAAAAUAUUAUCCUUGAACUUGUCUCGAAACUAUUUGACUGGAAAAAUUCCCAAAGAAAUUGGAGGCAUGAAAAACUUAGAAUCUCUUGAUCUCAGCUACAAUAAACUUCUCGGAGAAAUUCCUUCAACCAUCUCUAAUGUGUCAUUUCUUGCUUAUUUGAACCUCUCAUACAACAAUUUCAUCGGACAAAUUCCAUCGGGAACCCAAAUUCAAAGUUUUGAUUCUUGGAGUUUUCUUGGCAAUCCCGAACUUUGUGGAGAUCCUCUGCCAAAGAAGUGUAACAAAAAGGAAGAAACUCAUGGCUCAAAGCUAGCUGAAGAAGAUGAAGAUGACAGCUUUCUAAAGUCAUUGUAUCUUGGUAUGGGGGUUGGAUUUGCAGUGGGCUUUUGGGGAGUUUGUGGUUCUCUCUUCCUGGUUAGAGCAUGGAGGCACAAAUUUUUCCGAUGGAUUGGUCACUUGGCAGAUCAACUUUAUGUUGCCUUGGCCCUCUAUUUAAAAAGCUUUGGUUGA